AUGUACGGAAUCCGCGUCGAUGGCCCAAUCAGAGGCGCCCUUGAGUACGAGAUCGUUCAAGUGGUGGAUAUGGCGCCAAUACUGCGGGAUAUGGUCUUUUCAGUAGAUCACAAGUAUUUGUACAUCAUGUCCGAGAAACAGGUCACUCGGGUACCAGUGGAAUCCUGCGGUCAGUACAAAAGCUGCAGUGAAUGCCUGGGCUCUGGGGACCCCCACUGCGGAUGGUGCGUGCUCCACAACACGUGCACGAGGAAAGAGCAAUGCGAACGGUCCAGCGAGCCCCGAAGGUUUGCCUCCGAGAUGAAGCAGUGUGUCCGACUCGCCGUACACCCUAACAACAUCUCCGUCUCCCAAUAUAGUGUAAUGCUGGUUUUGGAGACUUAUAACGUUCCUGAGCUGUCCGACGGCGUCAACUGCACCUUUGGGGACUUUUCGGAAAUGGACGGAGUGGUGAUGGGGAACCAGAUUAAGUGCCUCUCCCCGGCUGCCAAGGAGGUGCCGAAGAUCAUCACAGAGAACGGAGAUCACCACAUUGUCCAGCUACAGCUCAAAUCCAAGGAAACGGGCAUGACUUUUGCCAGCACCACUUUCGUCUUCUACAACUGCAGCGUCCACAAUUCGUGCCUCUCUUGUGUGGAGAGUCCAUAUCGGUGCCACUGGUGCAAAUAUCGUCACGUCUGCACUCACGACCCUCAUAAUUGCCAUUUUUCGGAAGGACGAGUCAAGCUGCCUGAGGACUGCCCCCAGCUGCUGCAAGUCAACAAGAUCUUGGUGCCCGUGGAGGUGAUCAAGCCCAUCACGCUGAAGGCCAAGAACUUGCCCCAGCCGCAGUCGGGCCAGCGAGGGUACGAGUGCAUCAUCAACAUCCAGGGCAACGAGAAGAGGGUGCCGGCCUUGCGGUUCAACAGCUCCAGCGUCCAGUGCCAGAACACUUCAUAUUCCUACGAUGGAAUGGAGAUCAACAGUCUGCCGGUAGAGCUGACAGUCGUCUGGAAUGGGAAUUUCAACAUUGACAACCCAGCGCAGAACAAAGUCCACCUCUACAAAUGCGGAGCCAUGCGAGAGAGCUGCGGUUUGUGCCUCAAGGCGGAUCCGGACUAUGAAUGCGGCUGGUGUGAAGAUCUGAAUCAGUGCACACUUAAACAUCACUGCCCGAUCGUGGAGAACCGGUGGCUGGAGCUGUCGGCAACGGGGGGCAAGUGCACCAACCCGAAGAUCACCGAAAUCAGCCCGGUGAGAGGGCCCCGAGAAGGAGGGACCCGAGUGACCAUCCGGGGAGAAAAUCUGGGCUUGGAGUUCCGGGACAUUGCCAAGAAAGUCAAAGUCGCUGGUGUGGAUUGCGAACCCUUGGUAGAUGGAUACAUCCCAGCAGAGCAAAUAGUGUGUGAGAUGGGAGAGGCCAAACCCAGUCAGCAUGCGGGAAACGUGGACAUCUGUGUGGCCGAGUGUAAGCCGGAGUUCAUGGCUAAAUCCUCGCAGUUCUAUUAUUUUACGACUCUGACGCUUUCCGACCUAUAUCCGAAGCAAGGGCCCAUGUCCGGGGGCACUCAAGUCACCAUCACGGGCACCAACCUGAAUGCCGGCAGCAACGUCUCAGUGUCGUUGGGUCAGCAUCCCUGCCAUUUUCACUGGAGAUCUGCCAAAUACAUUGUCUGCAAUACCACAGCGUUCAGCAAUGGGCUGGAGAAGAACGUGGUGGACGUGACUGUGAAGGUGGAUAAAGCCACACUACGUAAAGAGCAGGAGAAGACCAAGUCACAUAAGGAACUGAAGUUUAAGUAUGUGGAAGAUCCGACCAUCUUGAGGAUUGAACCGGAAUGGAGCAUCGUCAGUGGGAAUACACCCAUUACAGUGUGGGGGACUAACCUGGACCUCAUCCAGAAUCCUCAGAUCCGGGCCAAAUACGGUGGGAAAGAACAUAUCAAUGUUUGUGAAGUGCAGAACGACACGGAGAUGAUCUGCCAAGCACCAGCCCUAGCGGUGGAUCCCAAUAACCAGUCUGAUCUGACCGAGCGUCCAGACGAGUUUGGCUUCAUCUUGGACAACGUCCACGCCUUGCUGAUCCUCAACAAAACCAACUUCACCUACUACCCAAAUCCUGUCUUUGAGGCUUUCAACCCCUCUGGGAUUUUGGAGCUGAAACCAGGAACUCCUGUUAUUUUAAAGGGGAAGAACCUGAUCCCACCGGUGGCAGGAGGGAACGUCAAACUGAAUUAUACAGUGCUGGUCGGCGAAAAGCCCUGUGUGGUCACUGUUUCGGACGUGCAGCUGCUGUGUGAGUCCCCGAAUCUCACAGGGCGGCAUAAAGUGAUGGGGUUAGCUGCUCCUGUCACACCACCAUAUGGGUGCCACAGCUGCACUACUAGCACUGCCAUGAUCAAGAGCCCGUACACUGGCUCUGUGCAGGCAACCAUACCCCAACUGAUCGCCUUGAUCCGCUAG
Pogona vitticeps (central bearded dragon) is the source of this 2442-nucleotide messenger RNA. The record is from RefSeq and is a predicted model, not a curated record. Lineage: Eukaryota; Metazoa; Chordata; Lepidosauria; Squamata; Agamidae.